AUGGCCGGACGUCGUUAUGCUGACGAUGUCUCUAUCGACCGGUAUGACGAACGAAGAGACUAUACCUCAAGAAAUGGCCGUCGGGUUUACGAAGACCGCUUCGUGGAUGAAGAGGUAGACUAUCGUCGUGGCACUCCCGUCCGCGAGCGGGAAAGAGAGAGGGAUAUAACUGUUCGAGAUGAUGUCCGGGAACGGCCAAGAUCCGGUCUGGAUUGGUUGCAGGACGGUUAUGGCCGGACUUCUGCUGGUGCGGUAGUUUUGGCCAAGAGAGAACGAGAAGACUUCGAAUUCGUUCCUCGACUUCGUCGACGGUCUCCUUCGCCCGAGCCAGAAAGAAAGAUUGAAAAGGAGGAAAUCAUUGUCAGGAAGAGGGACGAGUCGACAUCCAGACCACCGCCACGGAUCAGGGAAAGGGACCGAGCAUUUGACCGGGAAGAGGUCAUCAUCCGCCGAGACGAGAGAGAUGGUGAUCGGAGGCUACCGCCUCCCACUCGUGAUCGGGAGCGCGAUGAAAUCAUCUUCCGAAGAGACGAAAGAGAACGACUUCCGCCGGCGCGUGAACAGAAUACUUCAAGGGAAGAAAUAGUCAUUCGGCGGGGGGAUGAAGGUGGUCGAGUUCGGUACGAUGCAGACUACGACAGAGAUGAUGUUGUUUCUCGAAGAGGUGAUUACGCCAGAUCCGUGCGAGGCGAUGUUGAAAGGGACGAGGUCAUCAUCCGCCGGGAGGAGCAGAAUCUGUCUCCUCGUGGAUACGACGAUUACCCCCUAUCCCGACCCAAGUCGCAUGAACGAGCGAGAUCCCGCGCUCGACGGUCGAGCAGUGCUUCUAACCAAGAGAUCAUUAUUCGUCAAGAGGAACGUGAGGGCCGUGGGGGCACUCGUGACCGACAAGAGAUCAUUAUUCGCAAGAACUCUCGAUCACGAUCACCGUCCACAUCGGUGACUUCUGCACCCGCCGGACCUCCGCCGCCUCAAGUCAUCAAUGCUCCUACCAUUCAUCAGGAAGUCAUUACACAUCAUCGCCACAUCGAUCAUGGGUUCGAAGUCGCCAUUCCUUCUCGUCCUCGGGCCAUCUCUCGACCACCAUCUCCGCCUAGUCCUCCCCCGCCUCCCGCUCCCGCCCCCCGAGCUCGGUCAGAAGAGCGUAUCCAGAUCAGUCGGACCCAAACCAGGAAUGGUCAUACGUCAGCUGAAGACAUUAUCAUUGACCGUAACGAAGGGCCGACUGGUUCUAGACCCGUGGCACCUUAUGUCCCUCCUCCACGAGAUCCUUAUUAUGAUCCUGCUCCCCCUCGUCGUGACUACGGUUAUGAUCGAGAUAUCCAGGAAGAGGCAGAGUACUACAACAGCCGUGCCGUUGAACGGUCAUACGUCGGGGAGGGAUAUCGCGGAGCUACCAGAGACUGGGCCAUAGUCGAUGUUCCCCCAGGCACACGCCGAGUACGUAUGGAUGGAGCAGGAGGUGGAAGCCAGGAGAUUACCUGGCAAAGAUACAACGGGGUACGCCGGAGCAAGUUCAUGCCCGAUGGAGUGCCUGAUGAUGCGUAUCCAAGUGAGGUAGGCCGACCGGCUCCGCUACCUGCCCCAGCCCCAGCCCCAUUACCUGCGUCGAAUGGAGAGAUCGGGCGACGUUAUGGGAGAGAGCGGGAUCCAACCGAUGGCUUGUGGACCGAAAUCACAAAGGAUCUAGUUGUCAAAGAGGCUAUCCAAGAGAUGGGUUAUGAAUUCGAAGAGACGGAUGAUUUUUAUUACAUUAUUGCCUAUCUACGCUAUGAAGAUAUCGCUCGGCUUGUUGGGCUUUCCGAGGAUAUUCGCAAGGAGCGAAGGAAGCGAGCCAAAGAACUCGAAUGGGAGAAUCGAGUUUUGCCACCACCUGUGGUGGAGGAGGUUACUCGCCCACUUCUCAUCGAACCUCCACCUCGUUCUCGUCAACCAUGGGAUCGAGAAGAAGAGCGGUAUAUUGAACGCGAAAUCGUUUAUAAGGGGGGACGUCCCCCACCACCGGUAGCCUGGCGGCGCUAA
Capronia epimyces CBS 606.96 is the source of this 2022-nucleotide messenger RNA. RefSeq lists its product as uncharacterized. Bases 1 to 2022 code for a protein of 673 amino acids. Gene Ontology annotation, cellular component: actin filament; cytoplasm. The transcript has 2 exons. The record is from RefSeq and is a predicted model, not a curated record. Gene Ontology annotation, biological process: actin filament polymerization. NCBI's taxonomy places the organism in Eukaryota, Fungi, Ascomycota, Eurotiomycetes, Chaetothyriales, Herpotrichiellaceae. Gene Ontology annotation, molecular function: microtubule binding; actin binding.